AUGAGGUGUUUUCGUGCUUCCUGCUGCGCGCCGCCGUCGUGGUUGCGUGCGUGCUCGAUGACUGCAAGCGUGUCAGACACUUCCGGUCUUGUCAUUGUGCGUGAGUCGCCUAUCGACAACGUGGUGAUUCUCGAGAUGAACAACGGGAGCGCCAACGUUCUGACCCCCGAGUUCAUGUCAGCGUUCCUGAACAAGCUUAACGUCCUGUGCGACCCAGACAAGUCGAAGUGCAGUGGUAUUAUCCUCACAUCCACGAAAUCCGGUGUCUUCAGCGCCGGCCUUGACCUCAACGAACUCAGUACGAACCUCUCGCAGGAUCGAUUUGCGCACUACUGGAGCCAGUUCCAGAAGCUCUUCACCACCUUGCACGCGCUCCCGAUACCACUGGUGAGCGCCAUUAACGGGCACGCUGCGGCAGCCGGCUGCAUAGUCGCCCUCGCUUCGGACUACCGCGUCAUGGCAAGGCGACAUCCUACAAAACCCACCAACUUGACUAUUGGCAUCGCCGCCUCUAAGCACGGCUUUGUUGUGCCGUCUUACGUGGCUGCCUCGAUGGAGCACGUCGUGGGAUUUCGCAAAGCUGAAGAACUGCUCUGUAUGGGCUUACUGCUGUCCGCCGACGAGGCCUUGCAAGUCGGACUUGUAGACGAGGUCGUAGAGCACCACGACGAGGCUGUUGUGCCGUGCCUGCAGUUCAUGGAGAAGCUGCUGGAGCUCCCCUCCCCCGCACCAUAUUGGAUGAUCAAAGAUAUGUCACGUCGCCACAUCCUUGCCCCACUGUGCACUCCCGCUCUUCGAACUCAGGACACGGUCAACUUCUACAACCUCUUCAGCAACCCGCAGGUGAAACAGAAGUUAGCGGAACAUGCACACAAGUUCGCUAAGAAGUAG
Leishmania mexicana MHOM/GT/2001/U1103 is the source of this 891-nucleotide messenger RNA. Its product is annotated as 3,2-trans-enoyl-CoA isomerase, mitochondrial precursor-like protein. Gene Ontology annotation, biological process: fatty acid beta-oxidation. The transcript has a single exon. The record is from RefSeq and is a predicted model, not a curated record. Gene Ontology annotation, cellular component: mitochondrion. Bases 1 to 891 code for a protein of 296 amino acids. NCBI's taxonomy places the organism in Eukaryota, Euglenozoa, Kinetoplastea, Trypanosomatida, Trypanosomatidae. Gene Ontology annotation, molecular function: enoyl-CoA hydratase activity.